Messenger RNA from Dromiciops gliroides (monito del monte), 3933 nucleotides. It is a transcript of the gene FAM181B, whose product is annotated as family with sequence similarity 181 member B. The transcript has a single exon. NCBI's taxonomy places the organism in Eukaryota, Metazoa, Chordata, Mammalia, Microbiotheria, Microbiotheriidae. The record is from RefSeq and is a predicted model, not a curated record. The coding region runs from base 2110 to 3399 and encodes 429 amino acids.
UCUGCAAUUUAUAGUCCAUGAGUGGACUGAGAGGUUAAGUUAUUGGUGCACCAUCACCCAGCUAAUGUGGGUCAAGAGAGGAAGGACUUGAACUCAAAUCAUCCUGACUCCAUUGCCAACUUUCUCCACUACACCUUCCUCCCCCCACCUCAAUCUCUAAUCACAGUUUGUCAGUUGUCAGUUGUUUAUUCUUACACUUUAUAAUCUGGAUUCAAGGACUAUCUACAAUCAUAGCUCCCCAACUCUUCUCCCUUACCAACUUGCUUCUUUCUUAGCCUUUUCUGCUCUUGGAAUUAGGCAAGUGAAGGUUGAUAGAGAUAGUGGGUAGUGAGUGGUCCAAUUUAGAGGAAUUAUAGGCUCCUUAGAGUGGAGAAGUGGGAGAUAAGAUUAGAAAAAUAGUGGAGUUUCAUGAAUAUCAAGUUUGGACUCGACGGUGUUAGAACCAGGGAGUCUUUGAGACUCCCUGAGAAGAAUGAUAUGACCAGAUCUAUGCUUGUGGAAGUUAUCUGGUAGAUGUGUGAAAUAAUUGGAGAGGAGACAGAGUGGAGAUAGGGAGGGGGUUGUUGGAACAGCCCAGUCAAGUUGUGCUAAGAGCAGAGUUGAUAGAGAUCUGGGAUUGAUACCAGGAAGCUGAGUUCAAAUUUCCACUCUUACACUUCUGAGUAUAAUAGGGUUGAUCAGUGGAACCCCUGAUGUACAGAACUGUGCAGACCCUCCUCGAUUUCCCUCCCUCCAACAGAGCAUGUACACUCUAGCUCCGUGGGGAGUGACGGGUCCUUUAGCAGAUCCCAUAGUUUGCCCAGUCACCCUUGUUACAAUGCAUGCUACACUGUGACUAUCAAGUAACGUAACUUUUCUAUGUCCUUCAACAUUUCCGAGGAACAGUUUAUUUUGACUUCCAGAUUCUUUUACUGGAUUAAAAGUGACAGAGCAAACAACUUUCUAGGAAUAAACGUCUUCGAGGAGUUUUUUUGUGACCUUUACGUGUACAGGAAGCUCCUUUCCCUGUAGUUGUUGACAAAGUCACAGAUCCUUCACACGUUAUUACUUAUUGGAGGUGUGAAGGAGGAAGGGUAAAAACUUUCUAGAGUUGAGGGUGACGGCCAGAAAAUCAUUCAAACUAACCUAAAAAGGAUUGAUUAGAUUCUGCCCUGUUGGUUUCCGAGCUGUUGUAGGGACUACACGGCUAGGCACAGAGGCGGGUAGCAGUGGACUCACUUGGGGCUAAAGGCGGAGUUAUGUCGGAACGACUGGGGUUAGGACUAGAGCCUGCGUCUUUCCAUUCCAGGGCCCCUUGUGCAGCUCUGGAGCUAGCCUCUCUAUUGCUGAUCCUCUUCUCAAUGGUGCCCUGGGCUGGGUGGCAUCACAGGGGCCAGGAACAGUUGCUCUAGUUUGGGGAAAGGAUCAGGGGAGAGAGCGGGAGAGUGUCCUAUUCCAAAAUUAGAAUGUAUCUGUCUUCAAGAUGCUCUUUGACGGAGGCGAAGCAGGGCAAAGGAUACUUAAGUGAGGCUAGGAUAAGGCAAACAGUAGGGGGUUGGGGGUGGGAGAGGAGGCGGGGACAGGGACAUUCCAUCUUCUUUCCUUUCCCAUUUGGAGCUACGUGGGGAGAAAUCCCAGAGGGUUAUUUUAGAGGGAAACCAAAGGGUUAAUACAGGGAGUAGGAGAGACAGAAUAAGGGGGAAGGAGUGGGGGGGGGGAACCUCAAACCAAACUAAAAGAAGGCGCUCUUGGCUCCUCCCCUUCUCCACAGGGUCAGCACGCAUCUCUCUCUCACCCGCCCCCCUCGCUCGUUCCCUCCCUCCCCUCCCGUUUACAAGAUCUAAUGAGCUCCCCUGGGAGCUAGAGAAAAGACCCUGGCUUCGAAGCACACGGAGGGCUCCAGUCCACUGGGCUAGGCAGUCUCGGGAGCGGGAGCAAGGAUCCGGGUGCUGCGAAGCCCACCCUAGACGGGGCGUGAGCUGAAUUGAGGCCUGGGGAGUAGGAGAGUUACUGUGGACGGCCAAGGGAGCAACCUCCCGGGGUCCAAGAAGCUCUCAUUGGAAAGCGAAGUUAGGCGCCAAUUAGCCCCGGGCAGAGAGAGCCAGAGCCGGGGGCCGGGAGGCCGUGAAGAUGGCUGUACAGGCGGCUAUCCUCAGUCCCCAUCACUUCAUCCCUUUUUGCUUCCCCGGGUCUCCUGGGGCGCUAGGGAUGGACUUCGGAGACCUGGACAAGGGCUGUUGCUACGAGGAGGACGAGACUGGCGGGACUGGGGCCGCCCUGCUUGGUGAAGCUGUGGCCACCGAGGGAGCCGGCGGAGGGGACUUCAGGGAGGCCACUCGGGACCUGCUGAGCUUCAUCGACUCGGCGUCCAGCAACAUCAAGCUGGCCCUGGACAAGCCCGUCAAGUCCAAGCGGAAGGUGAACCACCGCAAAUAUCUCCAGAAACAGAUCAAGCGCUGCACCGGUAUGAUGACCUCCUCUCCCGCCGCUGCCUCGGGCCCUGCCCCCUCCGUCUCUCCGGCCCCCGGCCCUGCAGCUGCUGUCCCGGCAGGGGCUCCCGAGGCGCCCCCGAAACGAUUGCCUGCUGGCUCCCCCGCAGCCCCAGGCCCCCAAGGCAAGGCUCCCCCGAAGCGGGAGGGCUCCCAGGCGGCCGCCAGCCUGCAGAGCAAGAGCCUGGCUGCCCUCUUCGACUCUUUGCACCAGGUUCGAGGGAGCGGUGGUGAGAAAGGAGCCGAAACCUUGGCUGCGGCGGCUGGAGGCGGCAGCGGUGGCGGUGGCGGCGGCGUGGGAGCCGAAGGAGGCGGUCCAGCUGUGUCCGCAGCUGGGGCUGGUGGGGGCAAGAAAGUCCCUCUGCGGAACCGCAAUUUGCCCCCGUCCUUCUUUACCGAACCGUCUAGGGCAGGUGGCUGUGGGCCGUCGGGGGGCGGUGUGACCCUCCGCGAGCUGGAUAAAGGCGGCGAGGCGCUGGAGUUUUUCGAGCUCUUGAGUCCCGAUUACUGUGCUGGGGGCGAGGUGGGAGGCUUACUGCCCUCUGAGCCUCUCGACUUGUUCCCAGCCGCCGUGCGGGCCCCCCAGGAGCUGGAACACAUCCUGUACGAUCCGCACCAGACCUUGGUCACAGGCUUGCUGUACUCUGAGCCUUGGAGCACCCCGUGCCCUCCAGCCAAGAAGCCUGCCCCCGCUUCCAGCCGCGGGGGCGGGGGCUUGACCUUGAACGAAACUUUGCGCCCCUUAUACCCCGGCACCUCAGACUCCGCAGCUUCCAGCCUGGGCUCCCCUGGGGGAGAGGAGACCGCGGGCCACCUGACGCCUUUCGCCCAGUUCUUCCCUGACUGUGCUCUGCCAACCCCACCUCCUCCCCACCAGAUGCCUUACGAUUACGGGGUGGGGUACAGCCGGGUUGCUUAUUCUGGGCUUUAGAGAUUGGAUUCUGGGGAGAGGGGGCAACCUUGAGGGAGGAAUAGUGUAACGUGAACUCCCUUGUAUGUACUCGUGUUAACACGACUGUGGGCGAAACGGCGCCGCUCUCUCUCCUAAGCUGAAAGAUCGAUUAAAAAGUAGACCUGACAAUGAAACUGACUUUUUGGGGUGGGGGGUGGUGGGGGGGUGGAGUGGGGAAGAAACUUUGGAAAGGAAAUGUGAAAAAUGUGAUUAUCAUCCACACUCACCCCCAUUCCAAAGGAAAAAAUAAGAACACAAAAAUAGAUAUUUCUUGUAAAACAAAUUGCAAGUACAUACAAUCAAAAGUUUGUAGGCAGAGAGGGAGAGAGCCUUAAAUUUAUACUUACCCUCUCCAGAUUUUCAGAAUCCAGGGUCAGUUGGGUUGCAUUUAAUGCUCUUUUCCUCUUCCAAUUUAGCGCACUGGUGUUUAUAUGUGUGUGGUGUUGGUUUUUACCUCAAGUGGAUUAUGAAUUUCAACAUAUUAGAACAAUAAUAAAAAGAAAUAUUUUAUUG